Messenger RNA from Rhodamnia argentea, 1820 nucleotides. Its product is annotated as NASP-related protein sim3. Bases 111 to 1568 code for a protein of 485 amino acids. Gene Ontology annotation, biological process: DNA replication-dependent chromatin assembly; CENP-A containing chromatin assembly. The transcript has 6 exons. The record is from RefSeq and is a predicted model, not a curated record. Gene Ontology annotation, molecular function: histone binding. Gene Ontology annotation, cellular component: nucleoplasm. NCBI's taxonomy places the organism in Eukaryota, Viridiplantae, Streptophyta, Magnoliopsida, Myrtales, Myrtaceae.
GCCGGAAAGGGGGUUUUUGAAGGGCUCUCAGUCAGACCCGAAACCCCCAAAUUGAAUGGUAUUUUGAAACCCUCUCUCUCUUCUUCUUCUUCUUCGAGAGCGCAUCAGCGAUGGCUGAAGAAGGAGCAGCGUCUAGCAAAUCGGAAGCGUUGGCCACAAUGCCUCAAGAGCCCCUCGCGCCGUCCCACCAGGCCUCCAACGAUGCCACCGUCGAGUCUAACCCUCUCGGAGGAGCGGCGGAUUCCGCAUGCAACAGCAACAGCAGCAUCAACCAUCCGGAGAGCUCCGUUUUGACCUCGGACGGCGACGGCGGCGGAGAUAAGUCGCUGGGGUUCGCGGAUGAGUUGAUGGAGGGCGGUUCCACAGCUCUUAAAGAUGGCAACUAUGUCGAGGCCACUGAAUGCUUCAGCCGAGCCCUAGAGAUCAGGGUGGCACAUUAUGGAGAACUCGCCUUGGAGUGUGUCAGUUCAUACUACAAGUAUGGAUGUGCACUUCUAUAUAAGGCUCAAGAGGAGGCCGAUCCAUUGGGUACUGUACCCAAAAAGGACGCCCAAAGUCAAGUAUCUGAUAAAGAUGGAGAAAGGAAUACUUUACGCGGUGAAUCUUCUAUAGCAUCUGUUUCUAGUAAUAUUGAUCGGGAUGGAAGUUCACAUCAUCAGGAUGGAGCGACAGAUGAUGGUUCUGGAGGGAAGGACCAAGAAGAAGAAGAUGAUGAGGAUUGUGAUGCCGAGGAUCUUGCUGAAGCAGAUGAAGAUGAGUCUGAUCUGGACUUGGCAUGGAAAAUGCUGGAUAUCGCAAGGGCGAUCCUUGAAAAACACUCUGUUGAAACAGUUGAGAAGGUGGACAUAUUGUCAGCUCUGGCAGAAGUUGCACUGGAAAGAGAGGACAUCGAAACUUCUCUCAGUGACUACCAAAAAGCUUUAUCCAUGUUAGAGAAAUUGGUUGAACCAGAUAGUCGACAGAUAGCGGAACUAAACUUUCGGAUAUGCUUGUGUUUGGAGAUUGGCUCUAAGCCAGGUGAAGCCAUUCCGUAUUGCCAGAAGGCUAUAUCUAUCUGCAAAUCGCGGGUUCAUCGUCUAAUGGAUGAAGUGAAGAUUUCUUCUGAAUCAGCACUAUCAGCUGUUUCUUCAUCUGAUGGAGGUGUCAACCCAUCGUCGAGUGAUUCACCUUCAGACAAGGCUUCAGCAGAUAAGGAAGCUGAGAUCAAAACACUAAAUGGCCUCUCGAGUGAGCUGGAAAAGAAGUUGGAAGAUCUGCAACAGAUCGCUGCAAAUCCGACAUCAAUUCUCACUGAAAUUCUUGGAAUUGCAUCUGCCAAGGCAAAAGAGAUUGAGAAGAAAGCUUCCUCAGCUGCUAUGAGCUCCUCUCGUAUAGGAACAAUCAACAGCAAUGGAGAUUUUGACUCCCCAACAGCAUCCACUGCUCACACUAAUGGUGCUGCUGGAGUCACACAUCUUGGUGUGGUUGGAAGAGGCGUCAAGAGAGUGUCAAUGACAGCACAGUCUGGCCCAACAAAGAAACCUGCAGUUGAUUCGUCCGAGGAGAAACGAGAUAGUAACGAUUCCUGAAGUUGUUUGAUUCCCAGUGUGACGUAGUCCAUGCUUAACCCUGCAUAGCCUAGCAUAUAUUUGAAGGUUCUAUAACGGAUUGCUUAUUUUAGAUCACGAACCUUGGUUAACUGCUGUACUUCAUACUUUAUUGACUGCAUCUAGGUUCUGUCUGUUGUUAGAGGAUUGUUAAUGUUUUACAGCUCACAUCCUGGAAAGUCAUUUGGAUAUUUUGAAGGAAAUUCAUGUGGAAAGGCAAUUGUGCCGUGAAAU